AUGUAUCGACCUACAUAUACCGGCCUUCGAGGCCUUAAACAAAUCCUACCCAGACCCUCUAGAACUUAUGGCACCACUCCUGAACCUACACUUCGAACCGCUCUCUUCUUUCCCGGCCAUGGCGUUCAGAGGAAAGGGAUGACAAGACCUUGGGUAGAAGCAUUCCCCCGAACCUGCAAGCCCUUCUUAGAAGAGAUGGAUGAAAUCGUGCAAUGCAAACUAUCCACCCUCAUUGACGAAGGCCCCAUCCUCCAAUUGGACAAAACGGAAAACGCACAACCGGCAAUAAUGGCUGUAUCCAUCAUGAUCCUGAGAGUUCUCGAGCAAGAGUUUGGCUUCAAGACAGAUGAGGUGAUCGAUGUCACAUUGGGCCACAGCUUAGGAGAAUAUGCGGCACUGGUUGCCGCUGGAAAUCUGGAGUAUGCUUUUGCUCUCGACUUGGUCCGACGACGAGGCGACGUGAUGGGAGAAUGCACGAGAAAAGCAAAGGAGGAGUCGGGCGAAGACUUUGGCAUGAUUGCUCUGGUCUGUGAACCGGAUCAAUUGGACUCAUUGAUUGCGGCCGUCAAAGAAUUCCUCAGCCAUGGAGCCGAAGGUGCCAAGGACGAUUCCAGCGCUCUUCCUGCCAUUCAACAGGUGGCCAUUGCCAAUGCCAACUCCAAAAACCAAAUCGUUCUCAGCGGCAGCUUUCAACGCAUCCGGAACCUGUUGGUGCACAUCCGAGAAUUCGGUGGACAUGACCCUCGAGCUGUUGAGCUGAAGUCGCGAUCCGCAUUCCACAGCCCAAUCAUGAUGCCUGCAUAUGAGUUCAUGAAGAAGGCGUUGACUCCAGAUAUGGUGACGUUUCCUGGACGAGUUCCCUGCAUUAGCAAUGUCACAGCACGACCCUUCAGUUCGAAGGAAGACCUCAUCCAAAACCUCGCCAGACAAGCCGUAGACACGAUUCUCUGGUGGGAUUCGAUCAAGUAUCUGGACAGGCAAGCAGGAUGCCGCCGAUACCUUGGGGUAGGGCCAGGAAAGGUUGGACGGAACCUUGUCUCAAAGGAGGUCGGUCGAUCAUCUGCAAAGGGAGGAGGUGUCUGGUCAAUCACUGAACCACAUGAGAUUGAGGAUACCUUGCGGGAAUUGGAAGCAACAGCAAAGGAAGAAGACAAAUGA
This is a messenger RNA of Rhinocladiella mackenziei CBS 650.93, 1158 nucleotides long. RefSeq lists its product as uncharacterized. Bases 1 to 1158 code for a protein of 385 amino acids. Gene Ontology annotation, cellular component: mitochondrion. The transcript has a single exon. Gene Ontology annotation, molecular function: [acyl-carrier-protein] S-malonyltransferase activity. Gene Ontology annotation, biological process: fatty acid biosynthetic process. The record is from RefSeq and is a predicted model, not a curated record. Lineage: Eukaryota; Fungi; Ascomycota; Eurotiomycetes; Chaetothyriales; Herpotrichiellaceae.